Messenger RNA from Corapipo altera (White-ruffed manakin), 2429 nucleotides. RefSeq names its product neuromedin S (gene NMS). The transcript has 10 exons. The coding region runs from base 1717 to 2343 and encodes 208 amino acids. The record is from RefSeq and is a predicted model, not a curated record. Lineage: Eukaryota; Metazoa; Chordata; Aves; Passeriformes; Pipridae.
ACUCCAGCCCAAUCACACUGAAAGAAUCCUCAUUUUCCUUGACCUUCCAAGCUUAUCCUAUUCAGCAGAAGCCUAGGCUUGCCAAUACUGUUCAACUUACACUAUGUUUAUUUUUCACCCUUUGGUGUUAUUUCAGGUUUUAAUCCCAUGCCAAUUACUAGGAUUAGUCUUGGUAGCCCUUUUAGUCAUGGUUUGUUUCCUUAAGAGCUGACCUUAAGACAAGUCACUUGGUUCUGCAGCAAGUACUCAGGAAGAACAAAUCUUAUUUAAAUCAGGAGGAAGACAUGCUUUUCCUAGUGCAGUGCCAUUAUUAGUGAAUUCAUCAAUCUGCUUCAUGACUGUAUUUCUGAGGCAUAACUGAUCUCUAAAGGAGAUUUCUUGUGUACAAGUAUCUUGCUUUGCAGCUGGUCAGACAUGGCACCUUUGGUAUGUAAUACAUUUAUCAAGAUGUGAUAGUCACCAGCAGAUUCUUUUUCUGGAACAUAAGGGAGCUUAUUUAAAUGUGGUUCUGGUUGAUACAAAUUAGAACAUAUAGAAUACUUUGUGGCCUCUGUAGUCAUUAAGAAACACAUCAGAAAUGAAAAAAAAAAAUCAGGCCAAGGAAUACAAGAAUAUACAGCCUCAUACAGAUGUAGGAUUUUCUAGUAUGGCCUAAAUAUAAUACAUAAAGUAGUAUGUAUUUCCUGGAUUAUUUUUUAUAUAAAGCAGUUUCAACUAGCAAUGACCUAUAAAGUGCAUGUCAAACAGAGCUGGUGCAUAGAAAUGACUGAGGUGUGUGGAAAGAGUGGGGGGCCUAAGGGCUGAUAUCUGUAGUAAAAUCAUACUGGCUGCCGUAGGGGCAAGAUUAGAUCCGUAAGCAGCAAAUUAGAUGUGUUCAUUUGAAGACUAAGUGCACUUCUUAUUUCAGGGUAGAAACAAAUUUUACCCCAUGAUAAGUGCCUUGGAAUUGUUAAAUCUUUUCAUAUAAUUACACCAUUUGUUGCCCUUUGAGAAGGACACAAAAAGUAUAGACUGAGGUAAGUAGGUCAUUAGCUAAAGUAUCUAAUUUAUCUUGCAUUCUUCAGACACUAACUCUGAGCUGAUAGUUUGAAAAGCAAAAGCAGCUUUGCGGGGUUUGUUAAUAGCAAUGAACCAAACGUGCUGCUAGGACUGGGCUAGAGGAGCUAAGAACUACAUUUAAUUAUCAAAUCAAUGUCAAUUAAAAUUGAACUCAAUGAUUCAAAAUUAAUUAUAUAGGUCACAAAAUGAGUGCAGCCAAAAAGCAAAUUAUUAUGUCAAUGUAUUGAGGUAAGUCAAUUCUUUAAAUAAAAAUCAGAAAUAACAAUAGAGUUUUAAGUCCCAGUUAUGGGUGUUUUCCAAAGUAGAGAAAUUAAGAAAAUUGACUCAAGCAAUUAGUGUUCAAAACAAGUUACUAUACUUCAAAGUAACCUGCUACCCUCUUUUAACCCUCUCCUUUCCCCAUGGCCUGAAUCAGACAGCUGGAUUUACCAACUUUCAUUUCUCUCUAUAGCUGGCAGAGUCAAACUGGCAAGCAACUGAGUCUUAAGUUCACCUGCUGCAUUCACCAAGGUACAAUUUCCAGGUGACAAAGUUGCUGUGAUACUGCAGGUCAUGGGUGAGGUAUAAAAAGCCCUCAGAGCAGGAUAAGGCUUUGUACCAAGCACUGCUGAGCUGCAGAGGGGGAGAUGCACGAGGAAGCAGAAGGAGCCAGCUGGGAUGCCAUUUUGCAGAAAAGCGGCUCUGACGGAGAGUUCCAGAGGGCAGAGGACGGGAUGUCUAAUGCUGGACCUUCCGCGGGCGGGCCGGUCCAGAGGGGCGGCAGGGGGUGGCAGCGCCGUGUCCGGCAGAGGGAGCGACAGUGGCAGCGGUGCUUGGGACCGCCCCGGCGCCCAUUGGCUCGGCGGCUCCAUAUGGGGCUCGGCGCGGCUCCAUAAAGGCAGCCCGUCCGCCCGUCCGUCCGUCUGUCCCCGCCCGGCCAUGCCCUCGUCACCGCCCGCCCUGCCCUUGCUCCUGGCUGCCUGCUGCCUCUGCGCCCUCCCGCGGGGCUCAGGGUUCCCGCAGCCUUUCUCGCGCUACUGGGACGGUGUGGAGCUGCCCCAAAAACAGCAACUGGCACUGUGUUUCAGUCAGUGGAUGGAAAUGUCCAAUGAACCCCAGAUAUCCAGCUCUGUUUUGGAUCUCUGUUAUUCCAUAUUCAACAGCAUGCAUAAAAAUGAGGAAUCACAGAUUGCUUCUGCAAAGUUUACAAAGAAGGACAGUCAUGGGACUCUGGGACGGCCUUUUUUCCUUUUCAGGCCUCGAAAUGGAAGAACUAUCAAAGGCAGUGAAUACCAUGGAAUAUGAAGUUCAUGAGUUGAUUUACCAGCUUGAUGACUUGGUUUAUAUAAAGAAAGGAAACUUCCCAUUGCACUGGUUGUCUAUUAUGUGAC